Phymastichus coffea is the source of this 2039-nucleotide messenger RNA. RefSeq names its product nucleosome assembly protein 1-like 1 (gene Nap1). Gene Ontology annotation, molecular function: histone binding; chromatin binding. Gene Ontology annotation, cellular component: nucleus; chromatin. The record is from RefSeq and is a predicted model, not a curated record. NCBI's taxonomy places the organism in Eukaryota, Metazoa, Arthropoda, Insecta, Hymenoptera, Eulophidae. The transcript is spliced from 8 exons. Gene Ontology annotation, biological process: nucleosome assembly. The coding region runs from base 224 to 1381 and encodes 385 amino acids.
CUCAAUCUCUCUCUUUCGCGCACGCACGUAGGGCCGGCUGUCUUGCUUUACAAUCGAGGCUCAAGCUUAAGACUAGCAAACGAGUCCGUUGUUCGUCAUAGCGCACUUGGUUCUUCUUCUUACUGUCUAGUUCUCAUAACUGCAGGCCACACAUAGGCAAUCAGUCGAUCUAAGUGAUUGUCGUCCCUUGUCCUUCAUCAUCAAACAAAGUUGAAUCAGAAAAAUGUCUGCAGACCCAGAACGCGCUGAUGUUAGUGACUUGGAAUCCAUGGAAGAUGAGGAAGACAGCCAUAAAACCAAGACCUGCAAUGAACACAAAGAACAGAAUGAACAAAAUCUUUUUGCAACUUUACAGGAUAAAUUAAAUGAAUUCAAUAUCGAUCACUUACCUGCACCAGUGAAACGUCGAAUUAAAGCAUUAAAGCAACUUCAGCUGAAGACAACAAAUAUCGAAGCUAAAUUUUAUGAAGAAGUUCAUGCACUAGAAUGUCGUUACUAUCAGUUAUGUGUUCCACUUUAUGAACAAAGAAGUAACAUCAUUUCUGGUGUGUAUGAACCAACAGAAGAAGAAUGUGAAUGGGAGAGUGAAGAAGAAGAAAUUACAAAUGAUUUAAAAUCUAAAGUUAAAAUAGAAGUGAAAGAUGAUGCCGGAGAAAAAGAGAAAAAUAGCACCAAAGAUGAAGAUGUUAAAGGCAUUCCUGAUUUUUGGUUAACAAUAUUCAAAAAUGUUGGCAUGUUAGCAGAGAUGGUGCAAUUACAUGAUGAGCCAAUACUGAAACAUCUUUAUGAUGUUAAAGUUAUAUUCUUGGAAAAAAAUCCAAUGGGAUUUGUGUUGGAAUUCCACUUUUCUCCCAAUGAAUACUUUUCAAACUCUGUUUUAACAAAAGAGUAUCACAUGAAGUGUGCACCGGAAGCAGAUGAUCCUUUCAGCUUUGAAGGGCCUGAAAUUUACAAGUGCAAGGGUUGUUUGAUUGAUUGGAAAAAAGGCAAAAAUAUUACAGUAAAAACUAUCAAAAAGAAUCAGAAACAUAAAAAUAAAGCUACCACUCGUACAGUAACUAAAACUGUUCAGAAUGAUUCAUUUUUUAACUUUUUUUCACCUCCAAUUGUGCCAAAUGACACAGAUGCAUAUGUUGAUGAAGAUACACAAGCUCUGCUAACAUCUGAUUUUGAAAUUGGUCAUUACAUUAGAGAGAGAAUAGUGCCAAGAGCUAUUCUUUAUUUUACUGGGGAAGGUUUGGAAGAUGAAGAUUAUGAUGAGGAUGGAGAUGAAGAUGAUGAUGAAAUAGACGAGGAUGAGGAUGAUGAAAACGUAUCUCGCAAACCAGCAGGUGGGCUAAAGCAGCAAGAUGAUAAAGCACCUGAAUGCAAACAGCAAUAAACAAUUAUUUUCAUAUAAAUUAUAAGGAAACCGUAAUACUACCGUUUAAACGAAACUAUUUUUUAAGAACAAGACAAAAACUACUGGCCAAUGAUUGCCGAAAUAUCCUUCGCUUGUGUCUUUAAUUAAUUGUUAUUUACGAAAUCAGUCUACUAAUUACGUCAUAUCUCCCAUUGCAGAUGAUAACUAGAUGAAAGACACUAACAGCAAGAAAAGUCGUAUAAAGAGCACCGUGUCAUUGACGUUAUUGUGAGAGAUUAUUAAAGUGGAUUAUUUGAUAGUUUCAUUAAUGAACACGAGAAGUUUGUCUGCAAAGAAUCAUUAUUCGCGCUUUUGAUUGCUUCAUUUUAUACUAUUGUUACUCAAACAUUUAUAUACCAAACGAAAAUGUUUCCUUAAAAAAAAAAAAAGCCGUUAAAUGUAUAACAAAUUUUUCGUACUGUUAAGAACAUUUUAAUACAAAAUUUACAAAUAUCUUGACUGUUAGAAAGCAUAACAAUUCUGUACUUGCUACAUUUUUCCACAAAAAAAAAUAAAGAAUAUGUUUUUUAUUCUUUUUAACAAGAAUUUUACCACAAUGUAUUACAUUUAAAUAAGUCUAGAGAAAUUGCAAAAAAUCUGAUGUAAUCAAUUUUUUUAUCAAUAAAUGCAGAAACGU